CGCCAUGGGCCAAGCAAAUCUGGGUUAAACCCUAAUUGGGUUUCGUUCUUUUCAUUUCUCAAUUCGGUGCUGCUUCAGGUUCAGUCCCGAUUCGGUCUGGUCAUUUUCAGAAUCCCUUCGCUUUUGAAUUUCAGUCCCGCAAGCAGUUCGAUUCGCAGUGGCGCGGUUGGUCUAUGCCCAUAAACCCUAAAACCUUACAGCUCAGGAUUUUACCACCCAUUACUCUAAUAUGAGCAUCCAUUGCUUUAAAGAAGAUGAAGCUUUCCGUUGAAGUUCUUGCAUUUGCUUCACUCUUCUCAGCGAUGUUACCUUUCUUUCGCAGUCUUUUCCACGUUAGUCGCAGAGCCUCUUACCGAGUAAUCUCUCUAUCUUUAAAUUCCUCGCAUCCGGGUUGCCUUUCUUUCCAUGUAUUUAAUGGCCCAUCAUCGCUAACGUCAAUAAAUGGCUAUCACAUUUCUUGCCCCUUUUUCUGGUUCACUAGCUUUCUUUGUAUAUUUCGGCUCCCUUUUGUUAGUUACUCGAUUACAAAUGAUUCUUUUGAACUUUUAGACAUUGAUUCCCUUCGUAAAAUUAUACAACAGGACCUCUGGAAUGAUCCUAAGAUUGUUGUUUUAUUUGAUUCAUCACUAGCGCCCAUUUGGGUUUCUAAGAUUUUAGUUGAAUUGAAAGAAGAUCCAAAUUUAGCCCUUAAGUUCUUCAAAUGGGCUGGAACCCAUAUUGGUUUCCGCCAUACCACAGAGUCUUACUGCAUUAUAGUUCACAUGCUGUUUCGUGCGAGAAUGUACACAAAUGCCCAUGAUAUUAUGAAAGAAAUGGUUUUGAAGAGCCGUACUGACUUGAUUUUACCCGUUUGUAAUGUAUUUGAUAUUUUAUGGUCGACUAGGAACUUUUGUGUGUCAGGAACAGGAGUCUUUGACGUUUUGUUUAGUGUUUUGGUAGAGUUGGGUCUGCUUGAGGAAGCUAAUGAAUGUUUCUCAAAAAUGAGGAAGUUUAGGACUCUUCCCAAAGCACGUUCUUGCAAUUUUCUCUUGCAUAGAUUAUCAAAGGCAGGGAAUGGACAGUUGGUGAGGAAAUUUUUCCAUGACAUGGUUGGGGCUGGUAUUGCACCUUCAGUUUUUACCUACAAUGUAAUGAUAGAUCACUUGUGCAAAGAAGGGGAUUUGGAAAAUGCUAGAAGUUUGUUUGUGCAAAUGAGGACGAUGGGCUUUUCUCCAGAUGUUGUCACAUAUAAUUCUUUGAUUGAUGGCUAUGGCAAGGUUGGUUUAUUAAAAGAAUCUGUGUAUUUAUUUAAUGAAAUGAAGGAUGUAGGUUGUGUUCCUGAUGUAAUUACCUAUAAUGCUUUGAUCAAUUGUUUCUGCAAGUUUGAGAAGAUGCCUCAAGCUUUUGAGUAUCUCUCUGAGAUGAAGAACAAUGGGUUAAAACCAAAUGUUGUAACCUAUAGCACAUUGAUUGAUGCUUUUUGCAAGGAGGGAAUGAUGCAAGGUGCCAUUAAACUUUUUGUUGAUAUGAGAAGAGUUGGGCUUUUACCUAAUGAAUUCACAUACACUUCUCUGAUUGAUGCCAAUUGUAAGGCAGGUAAUUUAACCGAAGCAUGGAAGUUGUCCAAUGAUAUGUUGCAAGCAGGAGUUAAUUUAAACAUAGUCACCUAUACAGCUCUAAUGGAUGGCCUUUGUGAGGAUGGAAGAAUGAUGGAAGCAGAAGAAGUGUUUAGGGCAAUGCUGAAAGAUGGAAUAUCUCCCAACCAGCAGGUGUACACUGCUUUGGUUCAUGGCUAUAUUAAGGCGGAGAAAAUGGAAGAUGCUUUGGAAAUAUUGAAGCAAAUUACCAAAUGUGGCAUCAAACCAGAUUUAGUUCUCUAUGGCACCAUUAUUUGGGGUCUCUGUAAUCAAAACAAACUUGAAGAAACUAAGCUUAUUAUUAAAGAAAUGAAAAGUCGGGGUAUCCGUGCAAAUCCUGUUAUAUAUACAACAAUUAUAGAUGCUUAUUUUAAGGCUGGAAAAGGCUCAGAUGCAUUGGAUCUUCUUCAGGAGAUGCAGGAAGUAGGUGUUGAGGCAACCGUUGUAACCUACUGUGUAUUAAUUGAUGGCUUGUGCAAAACAGGUAUGGUGGAAGUGGCAGUUGAUUAUUUUGGUAGAAUGUCUGAUUUUGGUGUACAGCCUAAUGUUGCAGUUUAUACGGCCCUUAUUGAUGGUCUUUGUAAAAUUAAUUGCAUUGAAUCUGCCAAAAAGUUGUUUGAUGAAAUGCAAUGUAGGGGUAUGACUCCGGAUAAAACAGCUUUCACUGCUCUAAUUGAUGGCAACUUGAAGCUUGGAAAUCUUCAGGAAGCUUUGAAUUUGAUUAGCAAAAUGACAGAAUUAGUUAUUGAGUUUGAUUUGCAUGCUUAUACGACCUUGGUUUCAGGAUUUUCUCAAUGUGGUGAGCUGCACCAAGCGAGGAAGUUCUUUAAUGAGAUGAUUGAGAAGGGCAUACUUCCCGACGAAAUUUUAUGCAUAUGUCUAUUGAGGGAGUAUAACAAGCUUGGACAUUUGGAUGAAGCCAUCGAAUUGAAGAACGAAAUGCAAAGGAGGGGUUUAAUUACUGAAAAGUGCAGCCAUGAAGUUCCCAGUCUAAAAACUUGAGGAGUCCAAUCCAAUCGUCUUUGGUUUAUGGAAGCAGAGUUUGUAUUUCAAUUGCAAGCCCAUGUGGUAUUUAGUUGGAAUUCAGAGUUAUAUGAUGACUGAAGAAACUCGCCAUUUCAAUGGGUUUCUUGUUUUAUCGGAAGAAUUUGCAGGCCCUGCUUGAUGAUUAUGUUGGUUUUGGAAGUACUGGUGCAAAAUUUUCCAUCUGAUAAGAUUCGAUUCGAUACUUCUAGUUUUUAAAUGACAUUUUGCAGAAAAAUCCCAUCAUGUUAUGCGUUCUUUGAUCAUCAAUCUUCUAUGAAUGUCCAGAGAGGUUCCUUCAUCCUGUGGCACGAGAUAUUGAUUCCCAUGGAAUCAUUCUGGUCGGUUAUUAUUACAGAUGGAAACCUAUUCAUUCAAGUUGAAGGUCAGCACUUCUUAUAAUGAGCAAGAUGCUUGGUUCAAGAGGAGGCUUAUUUUGGCACAUCAAUUAUAGAAGCCACCCAUGUUUAUGGGGUUGCCAUACGCCUGCUUUGAGAGUUUCGCGUGCUAUGAUUGUGACUUGUCUGGCUCCUAAUGUGUAAAUGCAAGUUUCAAAUCUCAAAAGCUCUGGAAGGAGGAAGCUGCACAAUAAUUUGUUGUAGCCUUGCAGAAUGGAGCCCAGAAAGGUGAGAGGUUAUGUAAUGUACGAAUUCGUUAUGUUAAAAAAUCUUCAUAAACAUUUCAUCUCGUACUUGCCAUUUACGGUUGAGUUAUGCGUACUCUGGUGUUACUAACCAUAUCGAACUGAACAUGGUUCAAAACUGAUAAAAUGCACUCCUUCAAUGACUACGACUAGAGUAAGUACAAUACCAUCAUAGACUGUGUUAUGGGUGCAUAUUCAAAUUUGUCGAAUCACUCAUGUUAUGAUCUUCUA
Molecule: messenger RNA, 3513 nt
Organism: Cucurbita pepo subsp. pepo (vegetable marrow)
Lineage: Eukaryota; Viridiplantae; Streptophyta; Magnoliopsida; Cucurbitales; Cucurbitaceae
Molecular function (GO): protein binding; mRNA binding
Source: RefSeq, a predicted model, not a curated record